Molecule: messenger RNA, 1936 nt
Organism: Gigantopelta aegis
Lineage: Eukaryota; Metazoa; Mollusca; Gastropoda; Neomphalida; Peltospiridae
Product: trafficking protein particle complex subunit 6b-like
Exons: 6
Coding region: 16-492 (158 amino acids)
Biological process (GO): endoplasmic reticulum to Golgi vesicle-mediated transport; regulation of GTPase activity
Cellular component (GO): trans-Golgi network; TRAPP complex; cis-Golgi network
Source: RefSeq, a predicted model, not a curated record
UGUGUACCAGUUAAAAUGGCAAUGGCAGACGAAGUUUUGUUUGAAUUUCUUCACAUGGAACUUGUAUCAUAUAUACACAGAUCAUCCCAUAAAUACGAAAAGGAAAACAGCAUUGCCAAAUUGGAAUCAUUGGGCUACAGAGUGGGACAGAGUUUAGUAGAAAGAUUUACUAAGGACUAUCCAAGAUUCAAGGAUGAACUUGACAUAAUGAAGUUCAUGUGUAAAGAUUUCUGGAAUGCAAUCUAUAAGAAGCAAGUGGACAACCUCAGAACUAACCAUCAGGGUGUGUAUGUGCUAUUAGACAACCGGUUUAAAUUCCUAACCCAGAUUUCCAAUGGCAAGCAGUAUAUGGAGUCGGCUCCCAAGUAUUUAGCGUUUCCAUGUGGUCUAAUCCGAGGAGCGUUAUCUAACUUCGGUAUUAACUCUAUUGUCACAGCUGACGUCAGUGCAAUGCCUGCAUGUAAGUUCCAGAUACAGAUUCAGAGAGUGUGAAUGUUCCGGUUCAUUUUGUUAAAACAAGAUUGUGAUGCAAACUGAAUUCUCAUGAAAAGUUCAGUUCUCAAUGGCAGACAAAAUAAAAAGUCAAGGCAGAGGUGUUACCUUAAACCAAGCAAAAGUGUUGCCCCGUAUAGGAGCAGUUUGUCUGUGUUUGCUAUCUCUACAACAUGGGAGCAGUUUGUCUGUGUUUGCUAUCUCUACCACAUGUGAACAGUUUGUCUGUGUUUGCUAUCUCUACCACAUGUGAGCAGUUUACAGUUUUAAAGUGUUGCCCCGUAUAGGAGCAGUUUGUCUGUGUUUGCUAUCUCUACCACAUGUGAACAGUUUAUUUUAUGUCAUGUCAGUAUAGUUAUUUAUUUUAACUUGAUUUCCAAGUUUACUUCAAAUUAAGCUUCAAGCCCAGCAUCCUGGACAGAGAUAGGUCGGUAUAGUGGCCCCACAGCUUUCCAUUAUGUCAUUAAGACUCACUCUCGUUUUCGAACCUACUAGGUCCCAACCCAGGGCCUACAAGCUAGUUCAGGCUAAUGGUUUACUAAAAAAUAUAUUAUUAAACAUUGAUGAUUUCCCUGAUGGUACAGCUUCCACUGCUGACGUGGCACCCAUCCACCAGCCAUCACUAUUGUAACCUAGAACACUAUAAAUCAAAUAUGAGUAUAUGUGAGAAAUAGGUUUGAAGUGUUACACUUCCAAGAGACUCCUUGUAGUGUAGAGGGUAAUCUGCUCGUUGUCAGAUCAUUCAAAUGAAAUCUGGUGAUUACAUUUCAUAAUAAAUUCACUGAAGAGGUAUAUAUAUUUAUAUCUUCUAACCCCAUUUUGUUUUGAGUAAGACAAGUUAAGACUGGUUGAAUUUAGCUGUAUAUUUUUAUACAGUUUACAAAAUACACAUGUAUCUUACACAAAUUAACUCCUGGUAAACCGUUAUCAGAGAAGAAUCAUCAACAAGAAUUAAAAUAACAUUUCAUUAACUAUCGUGUGAAUUUGUAAAUGCUAUAUCAGUCAUUUGAAUGCGUGUGUGUGGACUAAUGGAGUACAUGUAGGUCUUUGUUAAACUCUUUUAUGACAAAAAAAUUAUGUUUAUCUGUUUAUAAAUACAUUUUUGUACUUAAAUUAAUACAUUUUCAGCUCAGCCUUUUCAUUUUUAGCCAAAAGCCAACUAAUUUGCUGUCUGUCCUUAUUAAACUCUUAAUUUAUGACAUAAAAAGUAUGUUUAUCUGUUUAUAAAUACAUUUUUGUACUUAAAUUAAUACGUUUUCAUCUGCCUUUUCAUUUUUAGCCAAAAGCCAAUUAAUUUGCUGUCUGUUUUUAUCAACAAAGACAUUGAUUUGUUUUUUGUGUUUUUAAUCAAAUCAUUGUUAAUGCAUUUUUAGACAGUAGACAUUGUUUAUUCAUUUUUCCUCUAACCAGACCUGAAUCAGAGAAUUAAAUAUUACCAGACUAA